Messenger RNA from Acanthopagrus latus (yellowfin seabream), 2332 nucleotides. RefSeq names its product fermitin family member 1 (gene fermt1). Gene Ontology annotation, molecular function: integrin binding. Lineage: Eukaryota; Metazoa; Chordata; Actinopteri; Spariformes; Sparidae. The record is from RefSeq and is a predicted model, not a curated record. Bases 1 to 1995 code for a protein of 664 amino acids. The transcript has 15 exons. Gene Ontology annotation, biological process: cell-matrix adhesion; integrin-mediated signaling pathway. Gene Ontology annotation, cellular component: focal adhesion.
AUGAUCACAGCCGCGGAGUAUGGAGAAACAUCGUGGGAGCUGUCGGUGCACGUGGAUCAGAAGCAUUUAGAAGAGUCCAUGAAAUUCAAGCUGAGGGUAAAGGGGGACUUGCACAUCGGAGGCCUCAUGCUUAAGAUGGUGGAGAAGAUCAAGGCUCCUCAGGACUGGUCAGAUCAUGCCCUGUGGUGGGAACAGAGGAAAUGCUGGCUGCUCAAGACCCACUGGACGUUGGACAAGUAUGGAAUCCAGGCUGACGCUGAACUGCGCUACACACCCCAGCACAAACCCCUGCUGCUGCAGCUCCCCAACAUGAAAACCGUCAAAAUGACCGUCAGCUUCUCCAGCGUGGUCUUCAAGACAGUGGCGGAGAUCUGUCAAGUACUCAACAUCAGAAGAUCAGAGGAGCUGUCCCUGCUGAAGCCUCCGGACGAUCCCUCCAAGAAGAAGAAGAGGAGCAAGAACUCGCCGCAGGACGACAUCUGGGACAUCGAUUUACUCAGCGGGGGACCAGGAGGCACAGGCCCGAUGUACAGCAAGACCAUGACGGCCACCUAUGACCCAGAGAACGGGAUGCCCGUGUCCGCCACGAGCCUGUGGUUCGGAGAGAACCCCCUGGCUGACUGCCUACCAAACCUGCCGCCUGCCGAGUUAGCCAAGAUGUACCAGCCGCUCUCACUCAUCGACAAAGCAAUCAACAAUGCAGGGUGGUUGGACUCGUCUCAUUCCCUCAUGGAGCAGGACAUCCAGCAAGAAGACAAGCUGCUGCUGCGCUUCAAGUACAAUGUCUUCUUUGACAUCAAUCCUAAAUACGACGCUGUCAGAAUAACCCAACUGUACGAACAAGCGCGCUGGUCCAUCCUGCUGGAGGAGAUAGACUGCACGGAGGAGGAGAUGCUGAUGUUUGCUUCGUUACAGUAUCACAUUUGUAAACUGACUGUGUCGAACGAGCCACUGGACCACUCCAACGAGCCCGAAAUAGAUGAAGUAGAGGCCGCCCUGUCCAACUUGGAGGUGACACUCGAAGGCGGACUCACGGACAGAAUUCUGGAAGACAUUACAGACAUUCCAGAGCUGGCAGAUUCCCUCCGUCUGUUUAGGCCGAAGAGACUAACACUGCGGCCGUACAAAGAGUACUGGUUUGUUUUCAAGGACACCACCAUCUCCUACUACAAGAACAAGGAGACGUCCAACGGAGAACCCAUAGAGCAAUUUCACCUCCGAGGUUGUGAGGUAGUCCCCGAUGUCAACGUGACAGACAAGAAGUUCGGCAUCAAGCUCCUGCUUCCUGUCGCUGACGGGAUGAACGAGGUGUACAUCCGGUGUGACAAUGAGACACAAUACGCUAAGUGGAAAGCUGCGUGCAUCCUGGCCUCCAAAGGCAAAACGAUGGCCUACAGCUCUUACAAGUCAGAAGUGAGGAGCAUCCAGUCCUUCCUGCAAAUGAAGAGCCUGGCGCCCCCUCCUGGUCAGGCAGCUCCCGACCUCGACGCCAUGGAUAUGAACGCCGAGUGUUUUGUUUCCCCACGCUACGCCAAGAAGCACAAGACCAAACAGCUAACAGCACGUAUCCUGGAGGCCCAUCAGAACAUAGCACGGCUCUCCCUAGUGGAGGCCAAGAUGCGCUUUAUCCAGGCCUGGCAGUCGCUCCCAGAGUUUGGUAUGAACUACUUUAUUGUCAGAUUCAAGGGCGGUAAGAAGGAUGAGAUUCUGGGAAUUUCGUACAACCGUCUGAUUCGCUUGGACAUGUCGACCGGCCUGCCUGUCACAACGUGGAGGUUUGCCAACAUGAAGCAGUGGAACGUGAACUGGGAGAUAAGACAGGUGACCAUAGAGUUUGACCAGAACGUGUCGAUAGCCUUCUGCUGCUUGAGCUGCGACUGCAAGGUGGUCCACGAGUUCAUCGGAGGUUACAUCUUCCUCUCCACGAGAUCGAAAGACCAGAACCAGACGCUAGACGAAGACCUGUUCCAUAAACUCACCGGAGGCCAAGAAUGAACGAAGAUAUACACCUGUGCUUCUUAAAAAGGACAUCUGUUGUUUAUCUACAUACAUGUUACAACGUGAACCAACCGUAGCAGUGAUAAACCUGAACACAAACCACAGCCGUAGCAUCAUUUUUGUCAUCUAUAUUCCUGCUGUAAACAGUUACAGCAUUGUACACUGCACUAAAAAAAACUAAUGUCGUCGAUGUAGUCUAGAUUUUCCUUUCUCUUGAAAACUUGGAACAAUCACCUAUUUGUAAGAAUUAAGCUUUUUUUUUAGGUGAAAAGAUUUUUCCAACAGAACAAAUGUUUGUAAAAAAUCAAUAAAGUUUUUUUUGUUUUAUAUUUGA